Messenger RNA from Perca fluviatilis (European perch), 3886 nucleotides. RefSeq names its product BCL2 binding component 3 (gene bbc3). Bases 326 to 1027 code for a protein of 233 amino acids. The transcript is spliced from 4 exons. The record is from RefSeq and is a predicted model, not a curated record. Lineage: Eukaryota; Metazoa; Chordata; Actinopteri; Perciformes; Percidae.
AACCGCUCAGACUGACUUCAGCCCGGACAGAGAAGAGCACCGACGAGAAGCUGCUCCGUACGUGAUUCGGUACAUCUCGCCCGUAUUUUAGUUUUGAUGGGUUAAUCUAGCAGAAAAGCAAACUGAAUAUUAACUGAAACAAUCCAAACCUGGAAACUGGAAAUGGAAUGACACAUUUUCACCGGAGUGGACUUUUACAUCUUGUAGAUCCUUCGCCGGUUGUUUAGGCACAUUUUAUCCCCUCUGAUGUCCACCUGCUACGGCCGGUUUCUGACCUGCAGACAGCCUCACCACGGAGCGUCAGAUAGACCAAACUACUACUGAGAUGGCCCGUGCCGAGACCAUCGAGAAUGUCGGGGAAACUGGAGGAAGCGGAGGAAACGGCCCUCUUCCUAGCCACAGCACCUGCCGCAUGGAGCUGCCUCGCCCGUUCUACAACUGGCCCGGCCUGCUCACCGCUACCAGCACCUCCACCGGCUCUGGGACUGGCACCGGUUCCAGACACCUCUACCAUAACCACCACCAUUUGCACCCUCUGCAGGCUCUCUACCUGUCUUACCCACUGGCUUAUCGCCGCCCAGAGGGCCGUGGCGAGCCCCAGACUCACCAGCAGUUACCUGCGUUAUCGCCAUCACCAGAGCCUCCGCGCUCGCCACUCUGCAAUCGGAGGGAAGGGAGGAGCGGAGGCGCAGUUGCACCCAGUGCCUUCUCAGGAGAGCAGUCGGAAUCGUACAGAGAGGAACGCCAGGAGGCCUCCAGCCGGCAGGGACCUCUGCCAGACCUGCUGCCCCAGAAUGAGCACCCAUCCUGGGCUUCCCCACAUCACAGAGCCCCCAGAGGAGAGGCAGUGCAGGACCUGGAGGUCAGGAGAGUGGCCAACCAGCUGAGGGCCAUUGGAGAUGAAUUUAACGCCACAGUCCUCCUCAGAGCGCACGCCGCCCCCCACUGGCAGGACUGGAGAGACGCUUGCCGAGGACUCCUCAACUUCAUCGCCCAGACUCUCAGCACUCUCUACAGGCUCACUUAGAGAGACGGAGAGCCGCCUCACCUGCGCGUAACCGGAUACCUUGGCGACUUUAUACAUUCAGGACUUGGCCACGGACCAUCGGACUGUGGCUAGUGAACGGAAAACAACCCCGCCUGGUUGCUGCACUGAACCCGGAGGAUUCAAAAGAAAAAAAUCUGGAACAAAGAAUUAAGUGAGGACUAGAUCAGCAGCUGGAGGUGUCGGCGCCGCCUGUGGGCUGGAUCGGGGAGCUACCUGUGGAAACUGGACCCUGCCUGUCUGUCUGCCUGUCUGUCUGCCUGAAAGUCCCGUCCGUCCUUCAGUCGGUCUGCUGGUACAGACUGCAGCUGACGGACCGACGGUCGCUUUCCUACCUGUAUAUUUUGUAAAAACCACUUGCUUUCGCUGUCUUUGUCUCGGGGCUUGUCUCUCAGUCAGUGUGUGUGUAUGUGUGUGUGUGUGUGUGUGUGUGUGCACAUGGCAGACGUGGGUCAGAUGAACAUGUCGUAUAUCGUUAGAUAUCAGUGCAAAAAAAGCUUUCAUCCAUUUUGGAAAAUCGCCUACAGAUAUUUCAGAAUUGGGCUUUCAAAACCACAGAUGAGUCUGAUUGUAAGUGACCUGUUUUUGGAAGUGAAGGUCUUCAUUAUCUUGUGGAGCUUUUUCAUUUAGCUUUAACAUCAGCCACCAUUUUUCUGGAGGCAAUUUUUGAAAUAGAUGAUAUCUCUUUAAUUCUUCCCUUUGAUGAUGCAAAAAACAAAAAACAAAAAAAAAACUUGAUUUUGAUUUGACCCCCAUCUGACGUGUGUGUAUUACUGUUGUGUCUUUAUUUUGCCCCUUAAUUCUUAUAAACUGUGAAACUGGAGUCUGUGCGUUUUGCAUCGCAGGGGACAAAAAAAGUCGGGUGUUAUUCCACAGAGGGAACCUCUCUCCCAAUCUGAGACUCCUUCACUUCAUCAUACAACGUGCCUUUCUGCUCAGUGCUCCGUUGAGUCCUAAUCUCCAAAAACUAGGACAAUCACCCACACACACACACACACACACACUUCAAGUGCUUUGUUUGCAAGUGGUAUUUGCAUUAGCAAAUGCUCCAGCGUCAGCACGGUUUAAGGUCCUUUAAGGACAGAAAUUGAAAAAAGGAAAUUAUUAUAAAUUAUAAAAAUGAGAAAUGAGUGAGAACGGAGAAAUGAGAGUGAAAUUGGAUGAAGGAGGACUGAUAAUAAUUCUAAAUUACAUAGCUUAAUCUCCGCCACACAUUUUGCCAUUGUACAUUCCCCCCGUUCGUACUGCCAGUGUUGGGAGCUGGCAGCGUCUCACCCGCCCGCCUGUGUCGACAGUGUUUAGAGUUACUUGACUGCUUGUAAAUAUUCUUUUGGAAGAUGAAUCUGAUCUAAUUCAAAUUGUUUUUGAUGGACUUUAAAAGUACUUAUGAAAGCGAGAGAGUUCACUGUGUUUGGGAGAUCUUUUUUUGUUUUUCUGAGCAGCCAUUGGCGACAGUAGAGCGGGUUUGAAUUUAAAUCCAGUGGAUUUGAGAUGGUAUUCAAUGAGUUAAAGAAAAAUAUAUAAUUCGGAUUUUUCUGAUUGUUGAAAAGUAUUUCAUGAUGUUUUGUAAAAAGAAAUUACCCUUUCGAUUAUUUUCACUGUAGUAGGAGAAUAUGUUCAAUUGCUCAUAUUAAGAGCAAUAUUUAUCUUUGGAAUGUAGCCUGAAUCUGUAGCUUUUUUUUUACGUUAAUGUAUUAUUUAUUUUUGUCUUACAUUCCUGAUCAAAACUAUGAAUUAAGCUGUACUUGAUUUGCAACUGUUAAAACAGAGAUUUGAUUUAAACAAAAUGGGAGCUAAAGCUGUUAAAAUACACAUUGGAAGUGGAUACAUCAGUUUGAAAAGCAGAACAAACAAAGCAAAAUUAAAAUGUCAGCCUAGAAAUUGGUACCUUUUUUUUCCCAUGUGCUUGAGAUAAAAAAAAAAAUCUAUCAUUUAAAACGGUACUAUGUUUUAAAGCAAUGCUCAUAAUAUUAUUUACAACGUUUCUGGCCUCACUCACAUCUUGUUUUUGGGGAAACAAGAUGUGAGUGUAUAACAGGAAGCCACAAACCUCUCCAGACACCAAAAGUGAAGUAUUGGCUUUCCAUGUGUAUAUCAGAUGCAAAAGUACCCAAAUUCCCCUAUUAUUAUACUCUUUAAAGCACAAAGAAGAAAAAAAUCUGACAGUUAGCAAUACUCUAAACUAAACUGUAAGUCCCGGUCAUUGAAAAUCAACAGGGUAUUUCGGAUGCAAAUUGAAUUCCAAACUGUUUGCUACUGGUGCUAAACACGCUUAAAGUCAUGUACUGUAACGUACUUUUGAUUAAAGUGACCACUUGGUGGAGCAUUAAAAUUUUAUUUCAGGAAAUAUUUGACUGAAACAUGGACACUUGCUGAUCUAUUCCACUUAAAAUGCCUCAAACAUUCAACAGGGAUUGGCUGUUUUAUGUUCCCACUCUCACUUGGCCUUAGCCACACUGUUUUAUGUGUUUGUAGCAGGGCUUUUUUCUUUUUGCAUUUCUGAAAGCCUUGAUGUAUAAAGUCCUAAUAAUACCUGCAGACGUUCAGCUAACAUGACGCUUACAGAGUACAAACUACGCUAGCAGCAGUAGACACUUGUUAACUGCUUGCAUAUUCAUAUUUUAAGAUCAGUUUGCUAGCAGUGCUUUUAGCCAUGCUUGCUGUCAUCGCAUAGUAAUGUUAUGUGGCCCUGGUUCAGGGCUCGCCUCCCUCCCACCAACGAUGCUCAGUGUCAGUCACAUGCAGUUGCUGUUUGUCAACUUUUUUCUAUUGUCAACUUUCUACAUGAAUUUUGUACUUUUUUUUCUUCUAUUUUAUACAAUAAAGAUAAGGAGAACUACA